ACUGGCCACAAGGGGGCGCUUACGCUUGCACACGAACACUAAACGGCACUGUGGUGAAACAAACAUGGCGCCGUCCAGGGAUCGCAACGUGAAAAAAGGCGACGCAGGAGAAAACAGUCAAAUUUCAUAUAAGAAAGCCAUAAACACUAAAUCAGAGCGUGUACUUCAAAACAGGAAACAUGCCAACGACAUAUUCGACGUCAUUGAGUAUUUGGAAUCAGAUAAAGAGAAAGAAAUCAUUUGCGCCACCAAUGCCUGCAGUAAGAUCUUUUGUGAGUUGUUGGACAGAGGAGAGCUGUAUGUCGGUCAGCUGCCUACAGAAGAUGACCUGAUGCAUGGUGGUCGCAGUGCUGACGAAAAGUAUCACAUGUUUAUGAGACACAGAUACAACAAUUGUGUGGAACUUCUGCUUGAGAAUAUGGGUCACAAUGAUUUCCAGGUGAAGGAGAGUUCCCUUUGUGCAAUAAUGAAAUUUGUAGCUGCGGAGGGCAAACAUCCUCUUCAGAACCUGGACUGGAGUGAACAUUACAGCUUUCCCAGAGAGCUCAUACUGGCUUUGGUGGAGCAUCUUCUCUCAGAGAAAGAGGACAUGGCCCUCCUCAUUUCCAGGUUUCAGGAAUUUCUGGAGAUGGAUGAUGUGCGGUAUUACGUCAUGAGUUCAGUACGAGACAACAUUACCAGAGUCAUGGAAAGAAACAAAGGGGCUGUGGUUCCGAUCUAUCAAAACAAUGUUUUCACCCUCCUCUCAUCCAUCAACAUUCCAAGUCAAGCCACAGAGAUGACCAACUUCCUUGUUAAACAAGAGACAAAACAUGAAGACUGGAAAGCUGCCAGAUUAAAGGAGCACAAGAGAGCCUAUGAACAAAUGUGGCUGGUGUUUCUUAAGUACAAGUUACCUGGUAGCAUGUACAAGAAAAUCCUGGUUAUCCUGCAUGAAUCUAUAAUGCCACAGAUGAGUGAUCCUACACUGAUGAUUGAUUUUCUGACCGCCGCCUAUGAUGUUGGCGGAGCGAUCAGUUUGUUGGCUCUGAAUGGCUUAUUUGUCCUCAUACAUGAACACAAUUUAGAUUAUCCAGAUUUUUAUAAGAAGCUGUACAAUCUACUGGAGCCUACGCUUUUCCAUGUUAAAUACAGAGCACGCUUUUUUCAUCUGGCCAACAUCUUCCUCUCUUCAUCACAUCUGCCGGUAUAUCUUGUGGCAGCUUUUGUGAAGCGUCUGGCUCGUCUGGCCCUCACAGCGCCACCUACAGCUCUUCUAAUCCUACUGCCUUUCAUCUGCAACCUCAUUCGUCGGCAUCCCUCAUGCAGAGUCCUCAUUCACAGACCGAGCGCAGCUGAAGAGCCAUGUGAUGACCCAUACGUGAUGGAGGAAGAGGAUCCAGCUCAGUGUCAUGCUCUGGAGAGCAGCCUAUGGGAGAUCCAGACGCUGCAGAAGCAUUAUCAUCCAGAUGUGGCAAAGGCUGCUAUGGUUAUAAAUGAGCCACUUCCAGAGGCCGAGGAUGACAUUAGUAAACUGCUGGAACUGUCUACAUUUGAGCUAAUGGAGAGAGAACUGAAGGCUAAACAGAAGACCGUGCCACUAGAGUUCGACACGGCCACAGAGCUCCUGAAGAGUUCACGAGAAGUUCUCGGCGUGCACUUUUCUCUAGACUAACCACCUGUUUUGCAUAUCAUUUUUAUGUUCAUUUUAUUUUUAUUAUAUAAAAAUAUCUGUGCAUGAGCUUUGGCAGUGCUGUAGCCUUUUUGAAGAAAAUAAACAUUGUUUGCACAUGA
Molecule: messenger RNA, 1773 nt
Organism: Paramisgurnus dabryanus
Lineage: Eukaryota; Metazoa; Chordata; Actinopteri; Cypriniformes; Cobitidae
Gene: noc4l
Product: nucleolar complex associated 4 homolog
Biological process (GO): ribosome biogenesis
Cellular component (GO): Noc4p-Nop14p complex; nucleolus; small-subunit processome
Source: RefSeq, a predicted model, not a curated record